Messenger RNA from Mugil cephalus (flathead mullet), 3614 nucleotides. Its product is annotated as COUP transcription factor 2-like. The record is from RefSeq and is a predicted model, not a curated record. NCBI's taxonomy places the organism in Eukaryota, Metazoa, Chordata, Actinopteri, Mugiliformes, Mugilidae. The transcript is spliced from 3 exons. Gene Ontology annotation, biological process: cell differentiation; anatomical structure development; negative regulation of transcription by RNA polymerase II. Gene Ontology annotation, molecular function: RNA polymerase II cis-regulatory region sequence-specific DNA binding; zinc ion binding; retinoic acid binding. The coding region runs from base 588 to 1931 and encodes 447 amino acids.
UCUCUUUCUCUCUCUCUCUCUCUCUCUCUCUCUCUCUCUCUCCUCCGUUGUCUUUUAAUGUAACUUCUGACUGAUCGGGAGAGCAGGGAGCUUCUGGAGAGCCUGGUUUUGUGGUGACUCCAUCUCUGAUGAAGGACCUGCUCGCUCGGCAUUCUGUCUCUUUUAAAGCUGGACACACACCACAGAGAGGAUCAGAUUGUGUACGUCUGGGAUAACGCCGCUUUCCUCUGGUGGAUUUUGGCUACUCUGUGCAUUGAUUUCCCUCUGUGGAUGUUAUAGUGCAUUAACGGUCUGAAUGAAGCUGUCUUUUUUGGAUUUCAACCACGCCGAAGCUCUUUCUGGGUGACUGCUCAUCCUUUACUUGUGAAGUCGCGCGUUAUAAUUUUAUUACAGUUAUCCAGGCCUAUUUAUUUUUGUUUUUAGCCCCAGUUAAUUUUGCCAAACAUGCCGCAGUCUCCGUGUUUGAAUACGUAUUACUGAUUGGUGUCAACAAAUCGUGUGCGUUAAUUACCGCGUAAAAAAAAAAAAAAAAAAAAAAAAAAAAAAAAGAGGAAAGUUGGGCGCGCAAAGUUUUGGAAGCGGUCGAUAUGGCUAUGGUGGCGUGGAGAAACACCGAGGGCGUCGGGGACACUCAGGGUCCCCUCUCCUCCCCGGUGUCCCAGGUCGCACCGCUGUCUCUGCCCGGGGAGCUGACAGGACACAUGAACCCGGCGCCCUCUCUGGAAAUAACCCAGGCGGUGGGAGCACCCCAGGGAGCGCCGCCACCCAACCCGUCCGGCACCACCGCCGCGACCACCACCGCCACGAACAACAAUAACAACGGCACCUCCUCUUCCUCCUCCUCCUCCUCCUCCUCGUCCAUGGACAAACAGCAGAGCCAGCAGAUCGAGUGCAUCGUGUGCGGGGACAAGUCCAGCGGGAAGCACUACGGACAGUUCACUUGCGAGGGAUGUAAGAGCUUCUUCAAACGCAGCGUCAGGAGGAACCUGAGCUACACCUGCAGGGCCAACAGGAACUGUCCCGUAGACCAACACCACCGCAACCAGUGCCAGUACUGCCGCCUCAAGAAAUGCCUCAAAGUCGGCAUGAGGAGGGAAGGUACGCGCUGGCAACCUCCUGUUGUUCCAUUCGCCGUGCAAAGAGGCAGGAUCCCCACCCAGUCCUACCACGGCCAGUUCGCCCUGACGAACGGAGACCCCCUGCAGUGCCACUCCUACCUAUCGGGCUACAUCUCCCUGCUGCUGCGGGCCGAGCCGUACCCGACCUCCAGGUUCGGCUCCCAGUGUCUGCAGAGCAACAACAUCAUGGGCAUAGAGAACAUCUGCGAGCUGGCGGCCCGGAUGCUGUUCAGCGCCGUGGAGUGGGCCCGCAACAUUCCUUUCUUCCCGGACCUGCAGGUGUCCGACCAGGUGGCGCUUCUCCGCCUCACCUGGAGCGAACUGUUCGUCCUGAACGCCGCCCAGUGCUCCAUGCCCGUCCACGUCGCCCCGCUGCUGGCCGCCGCGGGCCUCCACGCCUCCCCGAUGUCCGCGGACCGCGUGGUGGCCUUCAUGGACCACAUCCGGGUCUUCCAGGAGCAGGUGGAGAAGCUCAAGGUGCUGCACGUGGAUUCGGCGGAGUACAGCUGCAUCAAGGCCAUCGUGCUGUUCACCACAGAUGCUUGCGGCCUGUCGGACGUGGCCCACGUGGAGGGUCUGCAGGAGAAAUCCCAGUGCGCUUUAGAGGAGUACGUGAGGAGCCAGUACCCCAACCAGCCGAACAGGUUUGGGAAGCUGCUGCUUCGCUUGCCUUCCCUCCGCACGGUCUCUUCCUCUGUCAUAGAGCAGCUUUUCUUCGUUCGUCUGGUGGGGAAAACACCCAUAGAAACUCUGAUACGGGACAUGCUGCUGUCUGGGAGCAGCUUCAACUGGCCCUACAUGCCCAUUCAGUAGAGGGGAAACAGAAAAGCUGCAGCAGUGCUACUAAGGUCAGGAAAGGUCCCACACCUCAAAUCAAGUCAUUUCAGAAACCGCAGUGUAAAAAAUCUCUGUUGAUUCAAACAAUGGGGAAAGCGGAGUGCCAGUGGAGUGAGAUUGUUAAAGGAAUUUACAGGAUGAUAAUUAUUUAAUAUUCCGGUUUUUCUUGAUGCCAGAGGAGUGAUCUGCCUUAUACUGCUUUGCAUUCCUGUGUUUCUCGAAAUUUCCCCGAAACUAUUCCGAUGACGUAAAAUGCUCUGACCCCGCUGGCAGAAUUGUUUUCUCGGUCAAAGAGACACAGUAUUCCUUUGGAUGAAAUGACUGGUUACGACGGACGUUUGUUUGCAAUGUGGUGACCUCUCACACCGUCUGGUUUUUGGGAUAACAAACAAUAUUUAUUGGACCUGUGUGUAUAUUUAUCGUGAUUGUAAAUUAUGUUGGAUCCAGUUGUUAUUUUGUUUGUUUUUUUUUUUUUCGUUUUUUUUUGUUGUUUUUCUUUUUUAAUGAAUGUUUUGCGUAUUUUUCCCCCUGGUUAGCGAGAAAACUGCAGGGAUCGUCUUGUGUUGAUCUGUUAUUUUGUUGUUGUUGUUGUUUUCAUACUUUCCAGACUUAGCACUUUGGACUAAAGGAAAAAUUUCAGAAAGAUUUAACAUUGAAACCCAACAUUGUCCGACUUCAACCCGUUUGCUCAGUUGUGUACAGACAGCAAGGUGAGAUUAAAUCCAGCUACUUUGGGUUCUUGUUUUUUUUUUUUUUUUUUUUUUAAUUAUUAUUGACAUACAAAGAAUGAGAACAGCAAAUAAUAUCUGGGAACCGCACUCCUCGUGGUCAGUGUUUGGGCGCUCCAUGUAAUGCAUCACUCGUUCAUCAUUUCUUUGGUAAUAUCACUACUUUUUUUUUUUUUUUUUACAGUACAAAUAAGUCUUGGCAGAUAUAAAUGUAUUGCUCUUGCCAUAAUGUUCCAUUUAUGCUUUCUCUGCCUUCAGAAACUAUGUUGAAAAGCAGUUUAUUUUUUAAGUAUUUACUCAGUUUUGCCACAUCUCAACUUUCCUGUCAUUCGUCAUGUGAGCUGAGAGAUUACAACAAGGUUAAUAAUGGCGGCGGCGAGGCCGAAUGUUCCGUAGCUUCUCACGAAUCUGAUAUUUUUAUAUGCAGAACGGGUGGACAAAGUCCAGAUAAUAUUCCCAAACAGUGACGGGAAACAGGAAAAGUAAUGACAUUACGAGAUUAAUGAUGAAUGCAUUACCAGAUACAUGUGGUGAAUUCAAAAUGUCCAGGACUUUUUCACUGGCUUUCUCAGAGAGAUUUUUAAGAGCACUGGGUCUGACGUGUUACUGUUAUUUCUUAACCGGAAAAAAAGAAAAAAAAAAAAAAGUGGGCACAACGCCCCAGGCCAAGAAACAAAAUUUAUUACAUUACAACUCGUGCAUUUAUGAGCCCAGGCCACUUAAUGGCACAACAGACCACUGCAGGGUAUUGCUGAACUUAGAGUGUGUGCGUGUAUGUGUGUGUGUGUGAGUGUGCAUGUGUGCGUAUAUUUGUGUUUACUUCUUUUUGACAACCACUCUGAUGUACUGUGAAAGCAUAUUGGUUAACAUAUUGGUACCGUAUUAAAUUAUAACUCAAGAUUUAUAAAUAAAGUGUAUUUGGUUUAUUUCA